AUGGAUAUUUUUAUUGAGAAUUAUAACUACGAAAAUAGCAAACAAUGGCUAAUGGAUUAUGAAAGUUUAUUGUUAAAAUGUGUUUUUGUUUAUAUUGUAACAAUAUUUUCUUUGAAAUUUGUUAUGGCAAAUCGAAAGCCUUUUGAUCUUCAGAUGCCACUAAUUAUUUGGAAUGGUCUUUUGGCAGUAUUUUCUAUUGCCGGAUUUGUAAGGAUUACCCCAACGUUUAUCAGUACAAUCAUGAACAAAGGAAUUACACAUACAUAUACUGAGAUUGGUGAACUUCAAAAAGAUCCAAUCGCCGGCUACUGGGCCUUUGCUUGGUGUGUCUCUAAAAUCCCAGAACUUAUUGACACACUUUUUGUUGUGUUGCGAAAAAGGCCACUUAUGUUUAUGCAUUGGUAUCAUCACGCGCUGACGGGCUAUUUUGCUUUUGUUACCUUUUAUGAAGAAAAUGCUUAUAUGGUUUGGGUUGUUUGGCUUAACUACUUUAUUCAUUCAUUUAUGUACUCUUAUUAUUGUGCUCGAGCAAUACGCUUUCGUGUACCACCACAACUUGCUCAACUACUUACUUUUGCACAAAUUUGCCAAUUUAUGAUAACGCAUGCUGUCAUGGGACAUUUGCUUUGGCUUUGUUAUUCUAAUACAAAUAAAGUUUAUGCUGUUACUAAACGUGGAUUUUCCAUUGGGGCCUUCAUGGAAGUCACUUAUAUUCUACUUUGGUUCCGUUUCUACUAUAUUAGUUAUAUAGCAAAUGGUGGAAAGAAAUACACUCAACACCGGAUUGCAACUCAAAACGGGAAAAUACAGCAAAAGAUUGAAUAA
This is a messenger RNA of Meloidogyne enterolobii, 825 nucleotides long. The record is from the annotation of a GenBank genome assembly. Lineage: Eukaryota; Metazoa; Nematoda; Chromadorea; Rhabditida; Meloidogynidae.